Messenger RNA from Camelina sativa (false flax), 2780 nucleotides. RefSeq lists its product as uncharacterized. The record is from RefSeq and is a predicted model, not a curated record. NCBI's taxonomy places the organism in Eukaryota, Viridiplantae, Streptophyta, Magnoliopsida, Brassicales, Brassicaceae.
UGUCACGAAGACUGUACGAACGGACUUCACGCUCCUCAAUCAACAGGAAUUAGGUGCAGCUAGACCCGGACUCCACGCUCCUCAAUCAAUAGGCGUUAGACACAAUUCAUUAUUCUGAUUGUCUUAUAUAUAUCUAAAAGCAUUGUAUUGACAAGUUAAGUUGAAUAAGAGUAAAAUAUUCAUCUUCUUCUCUAAGCUUUCUUCUAGGUUUAAGAAAGCGUUCAUGGUAUCAGAGCCAUGGAUAGUCCAUCAGAAAUUUUUUCUCCUUCCACUCUGAGUAUCUCUCAGUGUGUUACUCUUAAACUCACAGAAACCAACUAUUUACUAUGGAAGACACAGUUUGAGUCUUUCCUCUCAAGUCAAAUACUUUUGGGCUACGUUAAUGGUGACACUCCUCGUCCCUCACCAACUACUUCUGUGAAGACUGGAGAUCUGGUGACUGAGUCUCCAAAUCCGGAUUUCGUCAAAUGGAUUCGAAAUGACCAGAUUGUUCUCGCCUGGUUGUUUGGAUCUUUGUCUAAAGAAGCUCUGCGCUCUGUUUAUGGUCUUCACACAUCCAAAGAGGUAUGGAUGACUCUUGCUAAGAAAUUUAAUCGAGUGUCUGCAACUAGGAAGCUAGAUUUACAAAGGCGUUUGUAUGGUCUCAUGAAACAUGGGAAAUCAAUGGCUCAAUAUUUGUCUGAUGCAAAAGCUAUAUGUGAUCAAUUAGACUCGAUUGGCUGUUCUCUUACAGAUCAAGAGAAAAUUUAUGGUCUGUUACAUAACUUAGGUCAGGAAUAUGAGUCUAUAACAACAUACAUUGAGAACUCUAUGGAUUCAUUUCCUGGUCCUACUUUUGAAGAUGUUGGUUAUCGUCUUACCAACUUUGAUGACAAACUCCAAGGAUAUACCAACUCUGCUUCUGCUGUUACUCCACACCUUACGUUCUCUGCUGAAAGAGACUACUACAGCUCAGGUCGAGGUCAAGGAUAUGGUCGGUCUGGUUCACGAGGAAGAGGUCGUGGUUACUCCACUCGAGGCAGAGGAUUCCAUCAACAGAUCAACACGCAGUCUUCUCAGUCAAGUUCAGAACGUCCUACAUGUCAAAUCUGUGGCAAAUAUGGCCACUCUGCAGCAAAAUGUUACAAAAGAUUUGAUCAUUCGUACCAAAUGGAGGGUGUUCACAGUGCUAUGGCUGCAAUGAAAGUGACUGAUCACUCCAUGCCUUCGGGACAAGAAUGGUAUCCUGACACUGGCGCUACAGCUCACAUUACCAACUCCCCUGCUCAACUUCAGAACUCUCAAGUCUACAAGGGUGAUGAUGCUGUAAUGGUUGGUAAUGGAGAUUUUCUCCCUAUAACACAUAUCGGGUCCAUUGCUAUUCCCACUCUCCAAGAAUUUGGCUUCAUUUGCAGUUAUCCAGAUCCUUCCCUGUUUGUCUAUCUCAGAGGAAACGACACUAUGCUAUUACUUCUCUACGUUGAUGAUAUGUUGUUAACCGGAAACAACUCUAAACUCAUGGAUCAGCUUCUGGUGAGCUUAAGCAGUAUUUUUCGGAUGAAGGACUUAGGCCCUCUACACUACUUUCUCGGAAUUCAAGCUCUUUUUCAUGAUGGUGGUCUCUUCCUAAACCAAGAAAAAUAUGCUACAGAUCUCUUAGUCACUGCAGGAAUGGCUGAUUGUGCUCCCAUGCCUACUCCACUUCCUUUGCAGCCUGGAAAGAUCGCUGGCCAGUCCAAACUCUUUUCAAAUCCUACUUAUUUCCGAAGUUUGGCAGGUAAACUUCAAUAUCUCACUUUGACGAGGCCUGACAUCCAAUUUGCAGUUAACUUUGUGUGUCAAAAAAUGCAUUCUCCAUCUGAGGAUGACUUUUUCUUACUCAAGAGAAUCCUACGGUAUGUGAAAGGCACAGUCCGGUUGGGUAUAAAUCUCUCAAACACCACUGAUUCUACUCUUCGAGUCUAUAGUGACAGUGGGUGGUCUGGUUGUAAAGACACCAGUCGCAGCACUGGCGGUUUCUGCACAUUUCUUGGGGCUAACAUAAUCUCAUGGUCAUCAAAACGACACCCCACUGUCUCUCAUUCAUCUACUGAAUCAGAGUACCGAACUCUGUCUCUUGCCUCUCGUGAAAUCAUGUGGUUGAAUAAUCUUCUCAGAGAAACAGGAGUUGCUCAGCCUGUUACUCCUAAGAUGUACUGUGACAACUUAUCUGUAGUUCAUCUCACCGUCAAUCCAGCUCUUCACUCAAAAAUGAAACACUUUGCUCGUGACUUUCAUCAUGUCCGAGAACAAGUUGCUCUUGGUGCUCUCAUAGUGGAACAUAUUCCUGCACAAGACCAGCUUGCUGACAUCUUCACUAAGUCACUCCCUCCAGCAGCUUUCUGUGAUCUUCGUUUCAAACUUGGCCUCUGCUUGCCACCGACGCCAAGUUUGCGGGAAGGUAAUAACAGUAAGGUCCCUCUAAGCCAUCUAAUGUAGAACAUGGGCCUAAGGAAGCCCACCAGAAAGCCUACCAAGUCCAGAAACGUAGCUGUCAUACGAAUGAGUUUCAUCAUAACCAAAAACCUGCAAAUAGCGUUGCAGUCACUGCAGUCAAAAGCAGAGUACCACGUAGCUGUCACGAAGACUGUACGAACGGACUUCACGCUCCUCAAUCAACAGGAAUUAGGUGCAGCUAGACCUGGACUCCACGCUCCUCAAUCAAUAGGCGUUAGACACAAUUCAUUAUUCUGAUUGUCUUAUAUAUAUCUAAAAGCAUUGUAUUGACAAGUUAAGUUGAAUAAGAGUAAAAUAUUCAUCUU